Messenger RNA from Monopterus albus (swamp eel), 612 nucleotides. It is a transcript of the gene spcs1, whose product is annotated as signal peptidase complex subunit 1. Bases 117 to 425 code for a protein of 102 amino acids. The transcript has 4 exons. Gene Ontology annotation, cellular component: membrane; signal peptidase complex. Lineage: Eukaryota; Metazoa; Chordata; Actinopteri; Synbranchiformes; Synbranchidae. The record is from RefSeq and is a predicted model, not a curated record. Gene Ontology annotation, biological process: protein targeting to ER.
GGAUGGGUCCUUUCCAGUACGACGUAUCUUUUUAAAACAGGACGUCAACCUGCUUCGGUGUUGGUCCCGAUAGCUUCAGAUUCUUCCAGUUUAUGUCUGAUCAUUUCAAGUGAAAGAUGUUACCUAUAUUCAAAUCAAUUCCCACGCACAUGGAUUAUAAGGGCCAGAAACUGGCUGAACAGAUUUUCCAAGGGAUAAUACUCAUCUCUGCGGUGAUUGGAUUCGUGUAUGGUCUGAUUAUUGAACAGUUUGGGUGGACAGUGUAUAUAGUUUUGGCUGGUUUUGCUCUGUCGUGUGUGUUGACCCUGCCCCCGUGGCCUAUGUACAGAAGGAAUCCUCUGUCCUGGCAGCCAGCUCUAUCAGAGCCCAGUGGGGAGUCCAGCCAAAAACCUCAGGAAAGUCUCAAGAAGAAGAAGCACAAAUAACUCAGAACUAUCCCUGCCUGACUGCUAAUACAUCUUUUUCUAUCAAAUUUUUUUUUCCAAGUUUGUCUCACAGUUAACAUUUGAAGCAUUUAGAAAACUUGAUUACACUGUAUCAGUCAAUAAUGAAAUGUGUGUCUAUCUGAUAUUGGCUAUGUUUUAUACAUGGUGUUUAAUUUUUUUUUAAAGA